This is a messenger RNA of Prunus armeniaca (apricot), 3210 nucleotides long. Lineage: Eukaryota; Viridiplantae; Streptophyta; Magnoliopsida; Rosales; Rosaceae. The record is from the annotation of a GenBank genome assembly.
AUGACUUCAUUCAUCAUUCAAGGUACAUCUAAACCUACUCCUUAUACCCGAGAAAAUACCCGAAGCUCUUUCUCCCUCUCCACUCUCCAUAUUUUCUCCACACGGCUCCGGCCACCACACACGGCUCCGGCCGCCCGGUUCACACCCUACAUAAACACUACUCCGUACCCUUUGCUUAGCUAUUGUUUUUCUACAAACACUCGAACUAACUUAGGCAUCGGAGGGCCUUUGGCCAACACCCCCCCGGGAAUCGAGGAAGAGAGAGAAGGAAGAUCGAAGGUUGAAGGAUCUAGAAGCGAAUAUUCUCCCGUGAGAUUAUUUGCACAAACAUUUGGUGCUUUCAUUGAGAGCACGAGUUAUACUCAACGCGUGCUCAAGGAAUCCGUUCCUCAUAUUUUCCAAUCCACCGAAGCCUUCCAAACAACCAUGGUUGGAAGCAAGCGCACGAGGAGUAAAACCGCCGCGAUGGCUCAAUCCGUGACGGCCCAAAGCCACUCCACCCACGAUCCCGCGAUCAACAUGGUGGCACCACCACCUCUCGCCACCGUGCCACCUACCGGACCCGCGACCGAAUCUAGCAACCUCCGUGGCACCGCCGCCGAACAUGGUGGAACCUCCCAUCAAGGUGGGCUCGUUACCACAACCGACUUAGGCCCGGUCUUGGAGCAACUUCAAGCGUUCCCUCCAUUGCCUCCACGCUCGACACACGCUCUCGCGUACACCUCCAGUGAAACCCUAGCCCGUGUGCAAUUGGGCUCCACACGCUUCUCUCCUCCCGAUCCACAAAGUCAAGCAGAUCUCAACCUGAGAGUUGACCAGCUAGCUCAGAGACGUGGCUCAAAAUCUUGGCCUUGGACAACCAGGCGAAGUGAGAAGAAUAGACGAACGCACCGGUGGGCAGCUCAACGGGCACCAAGCGGUCGAGCAGGAGCGAGCAGACAAGGGGAUGCACAACCACGUGAUCAGCUUGCCGACAUGUCGCGAGCAUCUGCAAGCCACACACAAAGCAACGUGCGAGAAAGGCUCGGCCCACGACUUGACGUCCGUGCUCGCCUGGGCCCGCAGGGGAAUGUACUUCAAAGGCUAGGCUCCCAGGGAGAUCAAACUGACAAUCGCCGCAAUGAGGAUCGUGAAGAGAGGCGCUCCGCUGCCCACUCGCAGAGAAAUAUUCACGAAAGGCUAGGCUCCCAGGGAGGUCAACCCGGUAACCCUCGCAAUGAGGAUCGUGAAGAGAGGCACUCCAUUGCCCGCUCUCGGAGAACCAACUCUCGCCGUCAAGCUGCAGAAAAUCCCUCGCAAUCGCAGUCCACCAACACGCCUCCUAGGCAUCGCGGACGAGAGGACCGACCCUUGCAGACCAACGAGGAGGUCAAUCAGCGUCGCUCGAAUCGCAAAAGGCGCCAACGUGAUCGACCAGCACUGCGCGUGGAAGACGUUGAGAAGCUUGUGAAUGACCGACUUCGAGACUUGAAGACUAGCGGGAACCUCGAGGAUGCACUACGUAAGGAGAUGGACCAGGCGAUCUCUACUCCUUUCACCCCUGAAAUCGAGCAGGCUACUCCCCCGAAGCGAUUCUCAACGCCUUCUUUUACGCAUUUCAAGGGAGAUUCCGAUCCCGAGAGCCACCUAAAACACUUCAAAAGUGUCAUGAUCCUCCACAAGGCCGACGACGCACUGAUGUGCAAGGCAUUUGCAAUGACAUUGCGAGGAGCAGCUCAGGACUGGUUCCACACCCUGCCAUCUGGGUCGAUCAACAGUUUCAAGGAGCUUGCCUAUGUCUUCACUAAAGAAUACACUUCUUAUCGGACGAUCAAGAAGAACCCAGAUCAUCUGUUCAACCUGCGCAAGAAGCCCGACGAAUCCAUUCGAGAUUACAUCAAGAGGUUCAAAGCAGAAAAGGCCAACAUCGUAGGGUGCGACGACCGAAUCGCAUCAUCUGCCUUCAAGAAAGGUCUUCCAGCAGAACACGAGUUAUACCGCGAGCUGACUAUCACUCCCAGCCAGACUUUAGCAGAGGUCUUCGCGACCGCAGAACGCUACGCGCUCUGGGAUGACGAUCGAAUUGCCGCGAAGAAGUCCACUGAGCAGGGAGAUCGGCAGACCAAGCGGGCGGGCCUAAGAAGCGAUGGAUUUAGCAACAAGAACAAGGACAAGCGCAGGUCACACCCACAAGAGGACGCUAAGGCAGGAGAGAACUACACCAAGUUCACUAUCCCUAUACAUCAAAUCCUAGCCCAAGUGAAAAACAAACCUUGGGUAAGAAGACCGCCACCCUUGAAAGGAGAUCCAGACAGGAGGGAUACUAGCAAAUACUGUGCCUUCCAUGGGACGCAUGGACACACUACGAACAACUGCUUCGCUUGGAAAGCACACCUCGAAGAACUCGUGAAGGGAAGGUCACUGCACGAAUUCAUCGCUAAGCAGGCCAUCCAACAGAUAGAGGACCGCGACACCGCCAAGGAGCCGCCCCAAAAGGUCAUAAGGAUUAACACAAUCCUAGCCGACUCCGAGGAAUCUGGGUUGACCAGCAAGGAAAAAAAAAGGAAGAUCAAACAAGCCACUAUGAUCUCCCAAGUCUCAACCGACAUUCCGCUAGCAGAAGACGACCCUAUAAUCGGCUUCCAAAAGAAAGAUCUAAUUGGCCUUGAUCUACCACACAAUGACGCUCUUGUCAUCAGCAUUCAAAUCGCUCAGGCCAUGGUCGGCCGAAUCCAUGCAGACGAGGGCAGUGCGGCCAACAUCCUACAAUUGACAGUUAUCCAACAGAUGGGCUUAGAGGCAAAGAUCAAUAAAUCAGCCAAGUCGCUGACUGGUUUCAAUGGAGCAACAACGGUCACCGUAGGCACGAUAGAGCUCGACGUCUACGCCCCACCUGUAAUCAGCUCUCAAACGUUCAUGGUCAUUGAUGAAGUCUCACCCUACAAUGGCAUUCUAGGCAGGCCAUGGAUCAGCAAGAUCAAUGCCAUCACCUCCGCCACGCAUCAGAAGAUUCGCUACCCAAUUCCUUGGGGUGGGAUCGGCCAAAUCAACAGCGAUCAGGCAAUGGCGAGGAAAUGCUCAGCUCAAGGGCUGAAGAAAGGCAAGCAAACACAGUUCCUCCCUGUGAAUCAAGCAGAUCUAAAGGGAGUAGAACAAGCAGAUGAGGAAGCAGAUCCCGUUCCUGACGGCCGAGCAGGCCAAAAAGGAAAGGGAAUAACUACUCCCCAAUAG